Messenger RNA from Hyalella azteca, 2589 nucleotides. Its product is annotated as sphingosine-1-phosphate lyase. NCBI's taxonomy places the organism in Eukaryota, Metazoa, Arthropoda, Malacostraca, Amphipoda, Hyalellidae. The record is from RefSeq and is a predicted model, not a curated record. Gene Ontology annotation, biological process: carboxylic acid metabolic process; sphingolipid catabolic process. Gene Ontology annotation, cellular component: endoplasmic reticulum. Gene Ontology annotation, molecular function: pyridoxal phosphate binding; sphinganine-1-phosphate aldolase activity.
AUGGGGAAGUACGACUGGACGUCAGGGUGUGUAUCAGGAGCGAUCUAUAACCCCGUCAGCGCUGACCUCAACCAACUCAUCUCUGAUGUGUACGGACUCAGCGCCUGGACCAACCCCCUGCACGCGGACGUGUUCCCCGGCAUCCGCAAGAUGGAGGCGGAGGUUGUGCGGAUGUGCUGCGACCUGUUCCAUGGCGGUCCGCAGUCCUGCGGCACAAUGACGACAGGCGGUACAGAGAGCAUCGUGAUGGCGUGCAAGGCGUACAGAGAUCGCGCCAUCCACCGCGGCAUCGCAAAGCCUGAGAUUCUCGCCCCCGUCACCGCGCACGCCGCCUUUGAUAAGGGAGCUCAGCUGCUGGGUAUUCGCAUCAAGCACGUACCCAUUGACCCCGUCACCAUGCGCGUGGACAUCAAGGCCAUGAAGCGCAUGAUUACACGCAACACAUGCAUGUUGGUUGGCUCUGCACCAGGUUUUGCCCACGGGGUCAUUGACCCCAUCGCUGAGAUCAGCGCCCUUGGGGAGGCCUGGGGCGUCCCUGUACACGUGGACGCCUGCCUCGGGGGCUUCCUCAUCCCCUUCAUGGAGGAAGCGGGCUACCCUCUUCCCCUCUUUGACUUCCGCCUCCCCGGGGUCUGCAGCAUCUCGUGUGACACCCACAAGUACGGGUUUGCCCCCAAGGGCUCGAGUGUGGUGCUCUACCGCCACAGGCAGUACCGCCACCAUCAGUUCUUCGCACAGCCUGACUGGCCGGGCGGCAUCUACGCCACCCCCACCAUCGCCGGCUCCAGGGCUGGUGGCCUGAUCGCGACGUGCUGGGCAGCGCUGGUGCACUUCGGUCGCGACGGUUACGUUAAGUCGACGAAGGCGAUCAUCGAUAUUGCCAAACACGUCGAACAAAAAUGCCGCGAAAUCCCGAGCCUGGAAGUGAUAGGCUGUCCUGAGGUUUCGAUCGUCGCUUUCACAUCGAAAAAGUUCAACAUUUAUUCGCUGGCUGAUAAGAUGCAGAAGCGAGGCUGGUAUCUGGACUCCCUACAGCAUCCGUCCUGCUAACGCAUACCUCGAUGUUACUUAUGAUACAGGCUCCAGCUAACGCAUACCUCGAUGUUACUUAUGAUACAGGCUCCAGCUAACGCAUACCUCGACGUUACUUAUGAUACUGGCGAGUCGAAUGAUACGGAUUGAUCGUAUCUUCAGAAUUGAUCAAAUCAUUCGAAUAUCGUUACCUGAUCGAAUGAUACGAAUUGAUCGUUGUACCAGAUAGAUGUAUUAUGGUCACUACACACUCAUAAUGUCAUCAUAGAAUUACAGCCGUCAGUGUAAGAUUGCGGAAACUUGUUGCGGACGGCGUGUUACUUGGUGUCAUUUUUGCGUGAUGGACAGAAAUUCAUGUGCAUUAAAUAAGUAACUUUUCAUCCAGAUAACAUUUGUAUGUCGUGUCGGACGCGUUCACAUGAGCAAUGGUUUUUCGCACGAUCUUGUAUUCUCUUUAUUGGUAUAAAUACACAUAGAAAGUAAAUCUGAUGCGUAUAUCCCUAUGUAAUAUGUAAGAACGCAAGUUAUAUGAUGCACUAGCAUUGUAAAACUAUUAUAAAAAAUGUUAAUUUUGAUUGAAUACAAAGUGGCAAUCUUGGAUCGGACACCAUAAUCGAGCAAUGAUAUGCAUGAUUAUACAAAAUAUCUUAGCAAGCUGAAAGAAAUUUUAUAUUUACGAUAUCACGUUUCUCGCAAAGUACGCAUGCAAGUCGUAUCAAAUGAUAUGAUUUGAAAGAUUGGCAUAAGUAAUUAUACUUGUGGAUUUUAUUCCAAGUAUUAAUAUGCUAAAUGAAUGGUUUCAGAAAUAUACCUCAUUACCACUGGUUAUCAUAAUUAAAUGCCUCUUCUUCGCUUACAGAAAGAUCACAAAAAAUCAUUCCCCACAAGUAAUGUUUACAGUUAUGUCCAAAAAUUGAUCCUGAAUUUCAUUUCUGUCAUCAACACCUCUUUCUUCCGUCUCUUUGACAGAGAAGUCAUACAAAUUUUCUUCGUAUUCACUCAAGGCAAUAUCUUCAGGUUUCUGCUGUUCCCGUUCCAGGUUUUUGUUUUGAGUGUCGUUUUCUCUGGCGCGUACAUGGGCAUCCUCCGUCUGUGGGUUUGAUUGAUAUUCAUCUAGCGAGUUCAAUAUUAAUCCUCGAUUCACACUAGCUUCCGAGUUCAGGUUAUUGCCGUUAUAGUUAUUCAAGUUCUGGUUGUUGUCCACAUUUCCCUGCUGUUGGUUCGUUACCCACCACCAGUCGCCGGAAGCGGAGUCGGGGCAUCGUGAUGUGGAGUAGCUUACCGCUAGGGUUUCAGCCCCUUUGCCUGGAAAUGAUGUGAAACAAUUGAUCAUUACUCUGGUGCAUUUUAUCUUAGAUAUCAAUAAAAUUGGGAGAAGAAUCAAACAACAAUUUUUAUUAUUCCAAGAGUUAAGAUUAUUCUGUAUUUUUUUGUUUAUUAUUAAUUGAAAUAGCAGAUCCAUUGGCAUAUAAUAAGAGCAACGAAAUAAAUUAGAACAUUUUGAUGGUAUUUACUUUGUGUAGGUCUUUAACCCUCUACCGCCAUAUGUCACUCUCC